AUGGCUACAGAAGAUGCUCAAGCGCAGUAUUUUGAGAACAAUCCAGCUCCCAAACAAUUGCGAAAGCAUGAAGCACUAGUCAGAGAAUUUAUCGAAUACCAUACCUCUACCAACCCGGAAACUCGUAUAGUGCUGGUCACUUCUGGAGGUACAACCGUCCCUCUUGAGAACCAGACUGUCAGAUUCAUUGACAACUUCUCUGCUGGCACACGAGGAGCCACAUCAGCCGAAUACUUUGUUCGAGCAGGAUAUGCUGUAAUUUUCUUACAUCGCGAGUAUUCACUGCUGCCAUAUUCUCGCCAUUACAGCCACAGUACCAACUGCUUUCUGGACUUUAUGGAAGGGUCCGCUGGGGGAGAUGUGGUUGUUCGUCAAGAAUAUCAGAUGAAGAUGAAGCAAGUGCUUGAGGAAUACCAAUACGCGAAGAAGAAUCGGCUCCUCUUGAUGUUGCCCUACGUGACAGUCAACGAAUACCUCUUUGAGCUUCGCAGUUUGGCUACAUUGCUGCAGCCUGUCGGCAGUCGCGCACUAUUCUAUCUGGCAGCUGCUGUGUCUGACUUUUUCAUACCACGGGAUCGAAUGGAAGAGCACAAGAUUCAGUCGUCGACAGUCGAGAACGGUAAGAAGACAGGUAAUGGUACACAGCUAGUCAUCAACCUCGAUCCUGUACCUAAAUUUCUGAGCACACUGGUACAUUCGUGGGCAUCUAGAGAGAGCAUGAUCGUUAGCUUCAAGCUGGAGACAGAUCCCAAUCUGCUAGUCAGCAAAGCCGAGCAAGCCCUCCAUAAAUAUGGUCACGACUUGGUAAUAGGCAAUCUUCUCACGACGAGGAAAUGGGAAGUCGUGUUUGUCAGGACGGGCGAGGAGAGAUGGGUGAGAGUACCAAAGGCCAAACGAUCGAGAAGUGUUUCGGGUAUAGAGGAAUUAGUUGGAAGGGCUGACAAAAAGAAAGAUGCAGCCAAGAAGGACGAAGUCGACCUGAGUGGCGGAGAGGUUCGAGAGGGCAUGGAGAUCGAGAGUUUGAUCGUUCCCGAGCUUGCGGCACUGCAUGAGCAGCGUAUCAGAGACAGUGCUGCAAAGGCUUGA
Lithohypha guttulata is the source of this 1086-nucleotide messenger RNA. RefSeq names its product Phosphopantothenate--cysteine ligase cab2 (gene CAB2). The transcript has a single exon. Bases 1 to 1086 code for a protein of 361 amino acids. Gene Ontology annotation, biological process: coenzyme A biosynthetic process. Lineage: Eukaryota; Fungi; Ascomycota; Eurotiomycetes; Chaetothyriales; Trichomeriaceae. Gene Ontology annotation, molecular function: phosphopantothenate--cysteine ligase activity. Gene Ontology annotation, cellular component: nucleus; cytoplasm. The record is from RefSeq and is a predicted model, not a curated record.